UAUGUGUCGGAUGAUGUGUGGCCAGAGCAGUACUAUCCUCGUUACUGCAAUGGCCCACUUUAUGUGAUGGGUAAAUUAGCUGGACAGCGUCUGCUCGAUUAUGCGAGUAUGUUUCCAGCGCUGACAAUAGAGGAUUUGUUCUACACCGGGAUUGUUGCUGAAGUGGCAGAUGUGCGAAGAGUUCAAUGGGGAGUAAGCAUGUUAGCAAAUGCCGGGGUUGGUAUCGUUUGCUGUUAG
This is a messenger RNA of Strongylus vulgaris, 237 nucleotides long. The record is from the annotation of a GenBank genome assembly. Lineage: Eukaryota; Metazoa; Nematoda; Chromadorea; Rhabditida; Strongylidae.